AAGAAAGAGAAAAGGCAUUCCAAUUUUCUUUAUCAAGAACAAUAUCAAUUUCAAAUUAAAAAAAAAUAAAAGCCAGUUAUUUUUAAUCAGCAGAGAGAGCAAGCAACGGGAAGAACCAAAGAUGCCGAAGAACAAAGGAAAGGGAGGAAAGAAUAGAAAGAGGGGAAAGAACGAAGCCGAUGACGAGAAACGAGAGCUAAUCUUCAAAGAAGACGGGCAAGAAUACGCUCAAGUCAUCCGCAUGUUGGGCAACGGCCGAUGCGAAGCUACGUGCAUUGACGGGACCAAGCGGCUCUGCCACAUCCGCGGCAAGAUGCACAAGAAGGUCUGGAUCGCCACCGGCGACAUCAUCCUCGUCGGACUCAGGGAUUAUCAAGAUGACAAGGCUGACGUCAUCUUGAAAUACAUGCCCGAUGAAGCUAGGCUUUUGAAGGCUUAUGGAGAGCUUCCUGAGAAUACGCGGUUGAAUGAAGGGAUUGCCGGUGGGAUUGAUGAGGAAGAUGAUGGCGUGGCCGAUGAUUAUAUUGAAUUUGAGGAUGAGGACAUAGAUAAGAUCUAAAGUUGCUCUUUUUUUUUUUGUUACAUUUUUAAUGGUAUUUUUAAAUUUUAUUUAAAGAUAUGGUGAUGCUGUUUGUUACUAUUUGAGAUUUGGGAUGCUUAAUUGUUAUAGUUUAUUAAGUAUUAUGGAUGCUCAAUUUAUCCUAUAACAAUACGUUUACCUUUAA
Durio zibethinus is the source of this 725-nucleotide messenger RNA. The record is from RefSeq and is a predicted model, not a curated record. NCBI's taxonomy places the organism in Eukaryota, Viridiplantae, Streptophyta, Magnoliopsida, Malvales, Malvaceae.